Molecule: messenger RNA, 753 nt
Organism: Drepanopeziza brunnea f. sp. 'multigermtubi' MB_m1
Lineage: Eukaryota; Fungi; Ascomycota; Leotiomycetes; Helotiales; Drepanopezizaceae
Molecular function (GO): protein binding
Source: RefSeq, a predicted model, not a curated record
AUGUCAUCCCAAGGGCCUGCACCGCCCAAGAACUGGCCACCAGGCGUCCGCUACCUCACCACCCCCGUCUACUCGCCCACCCUCACCCCAAGCCACCUCACAGCGCUCCGAACCCGACCGCCGCAAGACGCAAAGGAAGCAGCAGCAGCAGCAGCAGCGCCAGCCAACCCCCACCCCAAGGGUCCUUGCAAGCUCGUCCGGAUCGCGCCGGUGACCACACCUUCGCAUCCUGCCCACGGCCAGAGCGGGCUCUUUGCCGCCAGAGACCUCCCGCCGGGCACCUUCCUCCUGGCCUAUCUGGGCGAGAUCCACGCGACGCCUCCUCCCGCCGGUGGUGACGAGAGGGGGGAAGCCGCGGAUCCGCACGCGGACUCGGAUUACGAUCUCAGUCUCGACCGGGAGAUGGGCAUUGGAAUCGAUGCCGCCCGGAGCGGAACCGAAGCGAGGUUCAUCAACGACUACAGAGGGGUAGCCGACCGGCCGAAUGCCGAGUUCCGCGAGGUCUGGGAUGCAGGGAGGGGAGAGCGGGGCAUGGGCGUGUGGGUGUUGCCGGAGGGCAAGAGCGGGAAGGGCAAGGGCAAGGGCAAGGGCAAGAGCAAGGGCAAUGGCAAGGGCAUUCGCAAAGGGGAAGAGAUCUUGGUGAGUUAUGGGAGGGGAUUCUGGGGUGCGCGGAGGGAGCGGGAGGAGGUUACCCGGAUCCUCUGCAGCGCGGCGGAGAUAGGAUCGCCUCUGCUCCGCGUCGCUACUGUAUAG